This is a messenger RNA of Brienomyrus brachyistius, 1801 nucleotides long. RefSeq names its product retinol binding protein 1a, cellular (gene rbp5). Lineage: Eukaryota; Metazoa; Chordata; Actinopteri; Osteoglossiformes; Mormyridae. Bases 765 to 1178 code for a protein of 137 amino acids. Gene Ontology annotation, cellular component: nucleus; cytosol. Gene Ontology annotation, molecular function: fatty acid binding. The record is from RefSeq and is a predicted model, not a curated record. Gene Ontology annotation, biological process: fatty acid transport. The transcript is spliced from 4 exons.
AGUUAUAAUUCAGUCCCUUAUAUGCAUCAGCGCUGUUUUUUUUUACAUUCAUUGACACUGAUUCCCCCACAUACGUCUCAUACGUGGCUUACACAAAAUAAAUAUUUUUGUUCAUUGGCUUCUUAGACGACUUCAACCGGAUCUGCCGUGUGCAGUAUCCCACCUCCUUCAAAGAUAAAAUACAAAAUAAGAGAGAGGUGGGUAAAUAAACCAAUAAAUAAACUUCUCCUCCUCUACAUGGAAAAGAACUAAGUCUAUUUUCAUGAAACAAUGCAAACAGAGCGCAGAAAGGGGGCAACUAAUUAAUGGUGCACCCCCGCGCCAAAAAAAGCACCAAAGCGCAAAGAAAGAAAAAUUGCCUCAAGGGUUAAUUCUGCCGCGAGGUUGUGUGAACAGUGGGAGGUUGGGGUGGAGUUACAUUUCUGCACUUCAUAAAGGAAGAGCUUGGAAAACGACACUUUGUGUCGGAAAAUUAAGUGGAGGCCGCUGGUGGAGAGGAAAAACAGCUUGCUGUAAGUUUGCGUCUUUCGCUUCCCCGAUACACUGUGAAAAGCCGCACUUAAUUCUCUUUAAAAGCUGAACUUUAAGCGGGCUAAGCAUUAAACUAGCCGGCGGUGCAUAUAAAGUCACAAGGGAACAAAGAUAACGAUAGAAGAGAUAAAAAAAAAAAAAAAGCAAUCGGAACAAGUUCGGCAGGUUCAUCUUUCAGCAAGAAAGAGCGAAAAGUCUUUGAAAUCAAGAGAAGAAAUACUUUGAAGCGAAGGAUGACAACAAAUCUAACAGGCUUCUACAAGAUGGUCUCUCAGGAGAAUAUGGAUGCUUACCUACAAGCACUAGAUAUCAAUAUUGCUUUGCGAAAGAUAGUUUGCCUACUGAAGCCCAACAAAGAGAUUAUCCAUGACCCUGAUACUGGUCACAUGAUCAUCCGUACUCUCACCACCUUUCGCAACUUCAAUAUGGACUUCACCCUCGGACAGGAGUUUUCGGAGGACCUCGGCCCUGUGGAUGGACGGAUGUGUCAGACCACAGUGGACUGGGAAGGGAACAAACUGGUGUGUGUGCAGAAGGGAGAGAAGGAGAACAGGGGAUGGACUCACUGGCUGGAAGGGGAUCUGCUGCACCUGGAGAUGAGGGUCCAAGAUGUGGUUGCCAAGCAGGUGUUCAGGAAGGUGCAGUAGGGGGUGCUGUCACAGGGAGGGACUUGGGGACAGGCAGUAAGACUGAUGCUGUACGCUGCCAUGAGCCAUGUAUAACAUUCAGAGCCUAUUAAGGCUCUUCAGAUUGCUAGCAGUUAAAUGGCCUGAUUUCCAUACUUUAAUACAUUAGUCUUUAUAGGCCAUUUGGGAUAUUUCAUUUGAAGAAGGUGGCAUUUAGCUGAGUACUUUUGGCAUUUCAUCCUGCUAGAAAAACGUCCUACAUAACAUUGACAGCCUCAUACUUAUUUGCGAGCUUCAUUAAAAAUCUAGUCAUAUCUUAUGUUAAUGGUUUAGCUGAUAUGUUAAACUGGAUCACAUUAUUGUACCUAAUGUUUAAUGUUUCUGUAAUUAAAUUUCACAUUGGUCCUGCUGUAUUCCUUUACUGUACACACACAGUUUUUCCCAAUCCGGUCUUUGGGGACCUCCAGACUGUCCAUGUUUUUGCAUCCUCCCUACUGAGUUGGGAAUCACCGAUCACCUAAUAUUUCAUAGUGUUUUGCAUAGGCAUCACAGUGUUUUUUUGUAUUAAUGCUAAUGCUAUUCAUAAACUUUUCUGAAAAGGUAAAUAUAUAUACAUAUAAAUAAAAGCAGAAGUAUUUCCUGGA